This is a messenger RNA of Melanaphis sacchari, 1260 nucleotides long. RefSeq names its product major facilitator superfamily domain-containing protein 9-like. The transcript has a single exon. NCBI's taxonomy places the organism in Eukaryota, Metazoa, Arthropoda, Insecta, Hemiptera, Aphididae. Gene Ontology annotation, cellular component: membrane. Bases 48 to 1208 code for a protein of 386 amino acids. The record is from RefSeq and is a predicted model, not a curated record. Gene Ontology annotation, molecular function: transmembrane transporter activity. Gene Ontology annotation, biological process: transmembrane transport.
UUAUUUAUUUAUCUCACUUAAUAUAUUUGUGUACAGUUAUUCUAAAAAUGUCAAACUUUAUUUAUAUAUAUAUAAUUGGCUUUUUGGACAUAGCCAGUCUAGCUACAAUCAUGCCUACCUUUAAUCGUCGUCUCUUAAAAUUUGGAGCUACUCAUUUGCAGAUAACCCUUCUAGAGUCCCUCUUUUCAGGUUUUCAAUUAAUCACAGGUCCCAUAGUUGGAACACUAAGUGAUCAUUUUGGUCGUAAACCAUUGCUUUUGCUUUCAAUGAUUUUUAGUGUUUUUGCGUUUUUUGCUAUGGGGCACUGCGAUUCUUAUCUAUCAAUUGCAAUUAUUCGAUUAUUGUUAGGAUGUUUCAAACACACUCAAAUGUUAGGAAAAUCAUUGAUUGGCGAUAAUGUACCUAAAACUCAACAAUUAAGUGCCCAUGGAAAAUUGAAUAGUUUCAUUUCAUUAGCAUUUAUGAUAGCACCAAUAUAUGGUGGUUAUUUGGCUGAAUACAAAAAUGGUUUUUACUACUUGGCUUGUUCGACCAGUUUACUUUGUGCCAUUAAUGUCAUUAUUAUUACAUUUAGUGUUCCAGCCAAGAUGAUUAAGACAACUGGUCUAAAAAAAAAUAUGUUUCACCAUUUAAAAGAAGUUGAUUGGAUAGAAUAUUGGCCAUUAUUGUUCAUGAGAAUGAUGUACACUGCAACACUAUCAACAACUAUGGUGACAUUUGGUUUUGUACUCAUAGAAACUUAUAAGCUCACACCGUCCCAAGUGGGUUAUACAUUAUCAAUUAAUAGUUCAAUUGGUGUUGCUACUGGAUUUGCAGUUGCCAGAUUGGAGCCAUUUUUUCAUAAAUAUAGUUCAUUUAAAAAAUGUUUCUUUAGUUUUAUUUUACUGUCUGUUGGGUAUGUUUGCUUGUCAUUUGCUCCAAACAUAACGUUUCACAUUCUAUGCAUGUUUCCCAUCACGGCAGCUGGUACUCUUAUUGAAGUAUUUUUAAAUCAAAUUCUAUCGGAAACCUGUAUAGGUGAAAAUAGAGGGACUCUGGAAGGUGCUAUGACUAGUUCUAUCUCAGUAGCUCGUUCUAUUACACCAGUAGUAGCCGGAUUGGCUAUGGAUAUAUAUGGUUCUAGUGGAGCAUAUAUUUUUGCAGCUUUAGCUGCUUUAUCUGCUGCAAUGUUAGCAAAAUUUUAUGAUCAAAAAACCAAACGAUCAUAAAUUAAAAAAAAAAAAAAGUGUUCAAUAUUUUGCAAUGAUUUUAUAUUUUGUA